Messenger RNA from Trichosporon asahii var. asahii CBS 2479, 1134 nucleotides. RefSeq lists its product as uncharacterized. NCBI's taxonomy places the organism in Eukaryota, Fungi, Basidiomycota, Tremellomycetes, Trichosporonales, Trichosporonaceae. Gene Ontology annotation, cellular component: membrane. The coding region runs from base 1 to 1134 and encodes 377 amino acids. Gene Ontology annotation, biological process: transmembrane transport. Gene Ontology annotation, molecular function: transmembrane transporter activity. The transcript has 4 exons. The record is from RefSeq and is a predicted model, not a curated record.
AUGCGCUGGGGGAGCAAGAGAUUUGACGAGACCGUCGAUGUCGACGUCGUGUCCGUUGACCCGCAAGCGCAGCUUCAGGCUCAGCUCGACCCGCAGGGCAAGGGGCUCGAGGUCAAGAAGAGCGCAGCGGAGCGCAGGUUCCUGCUCAAGCUCGACAUCUUCCUUCUCACGUAUGGCUGUCUCUCGCAGGUCAUCAAGUACCUCGACCAGACCAACAUCAACACGGCCUAUGUCAGUGGGAUGAGCGAGGCGCUCAACUUCCAUGGCAACGAGCUCAACUACUUUGCCACCUGGUUCAAUGUCGGAUGCCUCGAGCUGCUAUGGGGCAUCUUCACCGGCUGCAUCGCCGCUUGCAAGACGGCUUCUCCGAUCUACGGUCUGCGUGCUCUUAUCGGAGUCGCCGAAUCCUCGUCCAAAGUGGCGUGGUACACGCCUCUUGAGAUGGCCAAGCGCAUCGGCUUCUACCAUUCGUGCCAGGCCGUCGGCUCCAUGCUUUCGGGCGCUUUACAGACGGCUAUCCACGAGAGCCUCGAGGGCAAGCACGGCAUCGCGGGCUGGCAGUGGACGUUCAUCAUCAAUUGCAUCAUGACAAUCUGCCUGGCUCUGAUCGGUCCGCUCAUGAUCCCGGACUUCCCUGAGAAGCCAAACCCGCUCGCCUUCUGGCUCACGGCGGAGGACAAGCAAAUCGCUCAGAUGCGUCUCGAGCGCUUCCGCCGUGUCGACAUCAACCCGAUCAACGCCAAGGCGUUCUGGCGCACAAUCAAAAACCCCGCGCUGUACAUGAUCAUCUACAUUUACGUUGGCAUGCUCAUCGGUGUCUCGGGCAUCAACUACUUCCAGCUCUGGCUCAAGAGUCUCAAGAACCCCGACGGAUCGCCUGUUUGGGGUAUCUCGCAGCUGAACGCUAUCCCCAUGGGCGGAUAUGCUAUGCAGAUGGCAGGCAUUUGGGCGAUUGCCCUUGCGAGUGACUAUUUCAAAACGCGUUGGGUCGUCCUCAUCGCGAUCUGUCUCAUCGGUAUUCCCAGCUGCAUCAUCAUGACGGUUUGGAACGUCCCCAUCGGUGCCAAGUACUAUGCCUUCGCACGGCCCGCCUCUCUGGGCCUGGGUGUCCGAUAUGCUCCCGAUCGACGCUGA